Mesocestoides corti is the source of this 2154-nucleotide messenger RNA. The record is from the annotation of a GenBank genome assembly. Lineage: Eukaryota; Metazoa; Platyhelminthes; Cestoda; Cyclophyllidea; Mesocestoididae.
AUGCCGUCUGACACCAAGGUUAUCAGUCCAACGAGGAGAAAAACUUCUACGAGUUUCGCCAAGUCAGUUUUCCCCGUGCCUGAUACACCUCCUCAAAGUCGUCGCAAGUCUAAGCACGUUCGGUUCCCCGAGGAUGACGACAAACUCACCUCGUCAAUUUACGGUGCUGACGAAGCCUGGCGUGUAGACCCGGAUACGCCCAACGACAAAGUUGUGGAUGGUUAUGCGGCGUUCUGUGCGCGACUUAACCGACCACCCAUCUCGUCUAUCAUUGAACAGCUGUCAGUGGCGACCGUACACUUGGCCACAACCAAAAUCCCCGCCAUCAUCCUGAAAGGCACGCAGCUGUCAUUGAAAGACAUCGAAGCAUUGGAAUAUGUGUUCAAAUACUGCCAAGCAUAUCACAUGAGUUUUGAGAACACUAAUAUCGAUGACAAGUCCCUAGCUUGCCUUCUCGAUUCUUUGGACUACUUUGCCCCGUGUAGAGAACUCUGUCUGGCCAGGAAUAAACACCUCACCUCGGAAGGUAUCAAACUGCUGGGUAGUUUCCUCUCUAAGUAUCCGAUUCUCACGUGGCUCGACAUUCGUGGAAUCCCACUGCUCUACGCUGACGCCCAGGCCGUGGGCAUUGGCCUGCGUGGCCAGUACAACGUGGCGCGUCCGAUGGUGACGAAAUUCACCAAACUGCGCACCGGUGAUGAGCCACAGGACCCCGACGCACUUCGCGACAUGGAGGACGCCGAGGCGUUCAAGUGGCAGCUGCAGUACUAUCUGCCGAAGUCGCCCACUGACGCCGAACGAGACGCCGUGACCGCGGCUCUGCGAUGCCUUCCAGUCCUCUGCCUGCGGGGUCUCCAUCUCGGUGAGACGGGCAUUUGUGGGGAGGCGUUGGGGGAGGUUGCCGGGGCGAUACGCAUCGCCGGGCACCUUCGUGACCUGCGGCUGCCGAAGAACCGUCUUGGACCACGUGAUAUGGAGGUUCUUACUCCCCUGCUGCGCUACUAUCCCGGUUUACAGGUGCUCGAUCUCAGCUACAAUGACCUCGGAGACGAAGGCUUCAGAGUGCUCUCGAACGCCAUAUCACGACCCUCGUAUCCAACCUCGUGCUUCGACAAGCCAGAAGUCUCCAAUUCUAGCCGCCUCAGCUGCAACCUCCGUCGUCUGUACCUGGCAGCUUCUGGUUUGCGUCCGACCGGUGCAAACCACCUCGCCAACUGCCUCAACACCCUCGGCCACCUGACACACCUCGAGUUGAGCGACAACGUGGGUCUGGGUUGUCAGGGCCUCCUGGCGAUGCGCUCCGGUCUCCAGGCCUUCACGCGAAAACGCCUCCUGUAUCUGGGCUUGGCGCGCUGCAACCUCGCGUGCCAGGGCGCGAUCGCUCUAGCCGAGGUGCUUGGCGACAGCCCUCGGGUCAUUCGUCGGAUCGAUUUAACCGGCAACCACAUCGCUGAGGCUGGACUCAUGGCCAUCUCCAAGUCCGUUCCGCUCUGUCCUGAGUUGGUGCAGCUGCAGGGAUUGGAGGACAACCGACCAAUCAAGCAUUCGACGAACGGUGCGAGCGUCAACGGCCCCGCCACAUCCAGAUCGCAUCCCUCGUCGCCCCUGUUCAACGGAUUGAGCGCGCGUUUUUCUGCGUUCAAAUUCUCCCGAAAUAAUCCACCCUUCGCCGCGAAUGGCGAAGAGUCGUCGGUUCCAUCGAUCUGGAGUCGCCGACGCUCAUCCAGCCGCACCGUGUCUCUCUCGGAGCCCUCCCAACUCAGCCUGGACUUGCUUCGGGUCAUCCACGCGCAACUCGCUGCCAACGUGGACGAACGCAUCGCAGCCAGACGCAGAAGAUCCUCGAAGUCUCGACCGUCGAAAACCCUUCAGAAGGCCAAGACGUCUCUGGACAAGUCGACGGAGUUGCGGUUCUUCAGGGGCUACGUCCGAUUUCCCACCGCCACCGAUGCAGCCCUACGACAGUCUGACCCGCGUCACUUGUGCGGUGACACAAGCGAUAGCGAUGUGGACGUCGGUUCCACACCGCCUGCUCGUUCGCGACGUUCCUCGAGGAUGUCCACGGCAGACGAUGCUUCCUCAAUGGUACUGAGAUCGGAUUGUCUCACCCGAAUUGACUCCGAUGUCGCCAAGGUCAACACUUCCGUGUUCUGA